Messenger RNA from Geodia barretti, 297 nucleotides. NCBI's taxonomy places the organism in Eukaryota, Metazoa, Porifera, Demospongiae, Tetractinellida, Geodiidae. The record is from the annotation of a GenBank genome assembly.
GGCAGUUUAGAGGGUGCGAUUCGACUUCCUCAUCAGCCAAUCGAGAUCGGUGUGGACGCUGACACACACAGGAGCUAUUGCCUGACCCAGGAAAUAAGAGGAAAGACGGUCUACACUCGGACCAUAGCAUUCAACAUCCACGCACACACCUACUCCAAGUCCGGUUCCAGCGACGACAAUGACACUCCGUUCCAACGUCAUUUGAAACUCCACCUGGAACGGGCGUACGAGGAAACGAGGCAAGAGGAACGGAAUGCGGCCAGCGACGUGAGUCUGUGUUUGGAAUUUCUGCACACC